Oryzias latipes (Japanese medaka) is the source of this 5843-nucleotide messenger RNA. It is a transcript of the gene dner, whose product is annotated as delta/notch-like EGF repeat containing. Gene Ontology annotation, molecular function: calcium ion binding. The record is from RefSeq and is a predicted model, not a curated record. NCBI's taxonomy places the organism in Eukaryota, Metazoa, Chordata, Actinopteri, Beloniformes, Adrianichthyidae.
CCUCCUCUGUUCCUCCUGCAUCUCUACCUUCUCUCCCUCAGCUCCCUCUCCAUCAGCCAGUUAUUCUCCUGCGCACAGCUGAAGCUCAGCAUCCAAACAGCCGCCUCCUCCUCCUCCUCGUCUCCACCUCCCUCUCACUUACACCUCUCAGUUGCUUCUGAGUCCUUCCAGCACCAACAGCAGCUCUGAGGAAAGAGGAGAAAGUCACGGAAAAAGCCGAUCAGGAUGUAUCAGAGGAGGCGUGCGUCCUCGCUGCUUCUCUGCUGUUUCCUGCUCCUUGGCAGCUUCAGCCAAGCCGUCCCCUCGUAUUUCCAGCUGGCACCGGACACCCCGGCUCCGGCGGAGCCCACUCCGACCCGGGCCACACCUCUCCCGGACCCCUGCGAAGGCCGACCCUGCCUUAACGGAGGACUCUGCCUGGCUCUCCCCUCUGCCGGCAGACCAGAGGAGAACUGGGAGUACAUGUGCACCUGCAGCCAGGGCUUCACAGGACGCAACUGUGAGUUCUUCACAGACCCCUGUGCCAGCAGUCCCUGUCUCCAUGGAAACUGCAGCCGCAGCGAUGGGGGCGAGGAGGAGGAGCCGUCCUACACCUGUGAGUGCUCUGAGGGCUACGAAGGAGAGCGGUGCGAUCAGAUCCUGCUGGACCUGCCUCCGGCCGACUGGGAUCCAGCCACGCCCUCGGCUCCUGAACUGGUGACCCCUGCCGCCUCCACAACCAUGGCUGCCACUCAGCCACAGCCACCAAGCACGGUCCCUACCACCACCACCACCACCACAGAGGCACCUCCCACCCUGCCGUCAUGGCAACCAAAACCUGGGCAGAGGCUGCUGGUCGUUCCAUGGGAGGCGGACAGAGUGACGGAGGGCCUCCACUGUUUGAGCCCUGAGCUUUGUGAGCUGACAUCAGGAACUCUGACGCUCUCCGUGGAGGUGCCUGAAGAGAGCGCUGUGAAGGUUAUAGUGAAUGCCAGUGGAGCCCCAGUGCUUUGGCGAGUGAGUGAAGACGGCUUCCUGUGCUCCUCCAUUCUAAACGGCACCACCGCGUGGUUCCUGCAGGCCCCUGAUGGACUGGUGGUGCCAGACAACCUCCUGCCUCUGGGACAGAACUACUUCCUAAGUUUAAUCCGUGUGGGGGCUCCCACAGCCCCAGAGGUCACCCUGCGCCUCAACCUGACGGUGAAAGCCAGCAGCUGUGUGGAGCCUGGCAGCAGCUUCAGUGACCCUCAGUGCUCUGGAAAAGGCAAAUGCAUCACGCAACCCUCUGAGAGCACCUUCUUCUGUGAGUGCGAGGACGGCUACACAGGAAUCUUUUGUGAGGAGUUUGAUGCCUGCCACCGUCGACCUUGUCGCAACAAUGGCUCUUGCACAGAUGUCCGACAAGGAGGUGAAGGAUUCAACUUCACCUGCACCUGCCAGCCAGGAUAUGAAGGGGAGCGCUGCCAGCGGCAGGUUGACCACUGCCUCUCCCAGCCCUGCAGGAAUGGAGCCACCUGUUUCAGCAGCCUGGCUGGGCCUAGGUGCUACUGUCCCGAAGGUUAUCAAGGCACCGCCUGUAAGCAGAAGGUGGACCCGUGUGCCUCCAGUCCCUGCCAUAACAAUGGCACCUGCUACGCCCAGGGCCCCAGCCCCCUGGGGUUUGGCUGUAGCUGCACAACGGGCUUCACGGGCCCCACAUGUGGUCAGCUGGUCAACUUCUGCGCCCUGAACCCCUGCGCCCACGGGGUGUGCCGCAGCGUGGGCAACAGCUACAGGUGCCUCUGUGUUCCAGGCUACCAUGGCUUGUACUGUGAAGAGGAGUACAACGAGUGUCUGUCUGCUCCCUGCCAGAACUACGCCACCUGCAGGGACCUCAUCAAUUCCUACGAGUGCGUCUGCACGCCGCAGUUUGAAGGCAAACAUUGUGAAAUCUACAAGGAUCCGUGUCUGAAGGUUCACUGCGAGAAUGGAGGUCGCUGUGAGAGUUCUGCUUUCAACACCUCCUGCGUCUGCGCUGCUGGAUACCUGGGAGAAAAAUGUGAAAUUGACAUCAACGAAUGUGAGAGCAACCCUUGUCGUCACGGAGGCACCUGCAUCGACCAAUCAAAUGGCUUCACCUGCCACUGUCCACCUGGCUGGGUUGGACCCAGCUGUGAGAUCCACCUGCAGUGGAAGCCGGCACACGCCGAGGACACGCUGACCAACAUGCCCCGUCACUCCCUCUACAUCAUCAUCGGUGCUCUGUGUGUGGCCUUCGUUCUCAUGCUCAUCAUCCUCAUCGUGGGCAUCUGCCGCAUCAGCCGCAUCGAGUACCAGGGCUCCUCCCGCCACGCCUACCAGGAGUUCUACAACUGCAGGAGCAUUGACAGCGAGUUCAGCAACGCCAUAGCCUCCAUCCGCCAUGCCAGGUUUGGGAAGAAGUCUCGGCCCGCCAUGUACGACGCCACUCCCAUCGCCUACGAGGACUACAGUCCCGAUGACAAGCCUCUGGUUACUCUGAUCAAAACCAAGGAUUUGUAAAACCCUCUUCCCACACUCAUCAUGUGCAACCAGCUUUUGCAGAUACACACAAAGACCCACACGUGCACAGAGCCAAUCAAAAAACAGUUGUCCUCCACACACACGUGAAGAAAUAAACAUAAUUGAAUGUAAGGAGGAAGUAAAUGCUGUAGUUUCUCAAAUUUGAUUCCUUUAUUUUCUCAACAAUAAUGAGGCUUCGUUGUAGCAUCAGAGCAAACCUACUUAAGUUAUAGCUUAUGAGCUGAUAGAGCAUCUGCUGGAGAGCCUGAUGGAGAACACACUGACAGGCGUUCUUAGGGGACCUCUAGAUCAGUGGUCCCCAAUCUCUGGGCUGGACAGUCGGUACCGGGUCCCAGAGAGAAAAAAAACAUGUCCUACAUUUUUUCAGUUUCAUUUGUAAUCUGAUUCAAGACAGAGGAAGUUUUAUUUUGGAAAACCACUGGAUUCUCCAGUAAAUCCGACUCAUUGUUGACGCAUGUCAAGUACCUCUGUCACAAGUUGAAAAUCCGUUUGUUACUUUCUUAAAGCGGCUGCUCCGGCCACUAAAUUGAAACCACCAAACUGGUAAAGGAAAUAAAAGACAGACAUAUUUGGAAAAUUUUAUUGCAACAGUUGUUCCCACACACCAUAAAAAUAUUGCAUAAUAUUUAGCACCGGCUGUCUAAUGUUAAGAGGAUGCUGCUAAUAAAGUUCCUCAAACGGUGGAUUCACCUUUAUUAUUAUAUUUAGAAAAUACCAGUUUUAGGACUUGUUUUCUUUUUCUUGUAUUUAUUUGUUGUACCUUAAAAGUCAGGCGAGGCUGAAGUUGGUGCUGAUUUUGUCAAGAGUCCCUAGCUGCAAACAAGAUGACAGUGGAUCUCCAUCCGAACACAGGGCGCUAUCAAAAAAAGAAAAAAACGGAUGCAAAAUUGUACUGAAAAAAGUUUAAGAAUAGUUAGAUUGCGAAAGGUGAACCACGAUAUAGCAAGGGACCACUGUUUUAUAGGUCCAACGAAGAUUUUUAAUAGAUUUAAAAAAAAACAGUUGUUACUCACAGAACUUGUGCUUGAAAUGUCAUCUGGUGCAAAGUGAGAGGUUUGUCAGCAAUGUUGUAUUCAACUUCUAAACUAUUGUGACACUUUUUCUCUUAUUUUCUUCCUUUCCACCAUCUCUCGUCUUUGGGUAAACAUUCUCUACAACCACCGGCCACUUUACUAGGCACACCUGUUUAACUGCUUGUUACGGAAAUUUCUAAUUAGGCAAUCACAUGAAAGCAGCUCAGUGCAUUUACAUAUUCAAGUCGAUGUGCUGCUGUUCAAACCGAGCAUCAGAAGGGAAAACAAAUACGCUUUAAGUAACUUUGAACAUGGCAUGGUUGUUGGUGUCAGACGGGCUGGUCUGAGUAUACAGAGAAGUUUACAGUUUACAGAGAAUGGUCCAAAGAAGAGAAAAUACCCAGUGAGCGGCAGUUCUGUGUGCGGAAAUGCCUUGUUAAUGCCAGAGGUCAGAGGAGAAUGGUCAGACUGGUUCCAGCUGAUAGAAAGGCAACAGUAACUAAAAACCCACUGGUAACGAUUGAGGUCUGCAGAAGAGCAUCUCUGAUCACAAAACAUAUCCAACCUUGAGGUAGAUGGGCUACAGCAACAGAAGACCACACUGGGUGCCACUAUUGUCAGCUAAAAACAGGAAACUGAGGCCACAAUUCACCAAAACUGGACAAUAGAAGAUUUGAAAAACCUUGUCUGGUCUGAUGAGUCUCCAUUUCUGCUGCCACAUUUGGAUGGUAGGGUCAGAAUUUGACGUCAGCAACAUGAAAGCAUGGAUCCAUCCUGCCUUGUAUCCUCGAUUCAGGCUGGUGGGUGUGCCUUAGUACCGAUUGAGCAUGGUUCCAACACCACUGCCUACCUGAGUAUUGUUGCUGACCAUGUCCAUCCCUUUAUGACCACAGUGUACCCAUCUUCUAAUGGCUACUUCCAGCAGGAUAAGCCACCAUCUCAUAAAGCUGGAAUCAUCUCAGACUGGUUUCUUGGACAUGACAAUGAGUUUCCUGGACUCAAAUGACCUCCACAGUCACCAGAUCUCACCCCAAUAGAUCACCUGUAGUGGAACAGGAGAUUGGCAUCAUGGAUGUGCAUCUGAAAAAUCUGCAGCUUCUUUGUGAUGCUAUCAUGUCAACAUGGACCAAACUCUAAGCCCCGUACUAGCAGAUUGGACCUAAGAAAGUGGCCUUCAAUUUUAUGUAUACAAAUACUUUUUUCCCUGUGCCACAAAGAAGAACAACUUCUGUUUCCGGCAUGGAGUGGAGCUCCAUCCGCCAUCUUGUCUGCAGCUGGGUGCAUCUUGAUUCUUCAGCUUCCACUUUCAAAGUUACGGGUUAAGAGAAAAUCUAUAUCACAUUUGAAUGGUUCCUACACUAAAUCGAGUGCACAAGAAAAGUUUAAAGCAACUGCAGAUAUUUUACAGAGGAUGAAGAUAAACUUUAUCCUCAAAGGUUAGGGAACGUGGAGGCUAUAAAAAACAAAUAACUAAAAUCUGAUGCCCACUUCAGCCUCGUACCGGCCGAUCUGUAAGAACAUCGACUGACAUCAAACCGGUCUGUGGCCUGAAAAAGAUUGGAGACCACUGUUGUAGACAUAGAUUCAUCUCACACAGUGCAUUCACGUUAUCCUUUUUCUAUAUAUUCAAACAGUAUUUCUGCAGUAGAUUGCCUUACUUUGUGCAUGGUUAGAUUUGAUGUUAGCUCUGUAAUAUUUUAACAAAUCAUUAGCCGUUUUUUUUCCAUUAUACAUGUAUAAUUCUGUCAAGAAUGUGCCAAAUGGUGUGUUUUUUUUCUUUGUGGUUAGUAGGCAGGAAACGAAUAAAAUACUAGUCACAGGUUUAUUUUUAUUUUUGAAUCGCCACUGUAUUGUCCUAUUCUGUACAUAUUCUCACUGGUGUGUUUAGUAAAGAGCGUGGGUUUGCUGGAGUACUGUAUCCUUACUAACCAACUGUAUGUAAUUCAGUGAAACUUAGGAAAAUAUGCUCCUUACUGCACAGAUUUAGCGAGUCAGUUCACCUUGUCGCUCCGUAGAUCCUGGGUUCACGCUUCUCUGGGAGUGCUGCCUCUUUGUCCGCUGACCUCAAGAAAACCGAGGGAGGAGAAAAAACCUGAACAUGCCCUGUGUGUUUUUGUGUUCUGCCAGUGGAGAACUUCCCGUCCGUGCAGCUGUGUUAUUCCACUCAAACUUCAAGUGUUUGCACAUUAGAUUCUGCUGAUUUGGUCCUUUUCUUUCUUUGACUUUUAAACAUAACAACACUACAGUUACCUAUUAUCCGCUAUUAUCUAUGUUGAAAUAUAUAAACAAUAAAGAUUCAAGUGAAACGAA